AUGGUCAACCGAGGAAGUCAUUGUGAACAGUGUAUCGUGUUGCUGGUGCUCGCCCUGAUCGGCAGCAGUGCCGUAGCCUAUCCGUACGCGGAUGAUUUUCCCUACCAUCUGCACCCGGCACACCGCAACCCGCCCGUGGUCGGCCAGGGCGGCAAGAAGGUGCUACUCGGUUCGUCCGGCGCAAAGGGUGCCAGUGGUGGAGGCGAGGGUGCGAGUGAUGCACGGGACCACAGCAAGGACCACGCGUUCGAGGAGGCGGGCGGCAUCAACUCGGCCAGCGACGCUGUGCGCUACCAUCAACUCGACAAUCAACUGAACGGCCACCGAGUGGUGGACGCGAACAAGGGGAGCACUGUGGACAAGGUGAAACACCUGGCGGGGGAGAACUUCGAGGCGGACAAAUCGCACAACCGAAAGCACAUCAAGUCCGGUUUCAGCAACUCGUACCACAAGGACGAGAGCGGCAGCAAGAGCUCGUACUACGAGGACUCGGACGAUCGCGGCGGCAAGCAGGUGUACGACAACCGGCACAACCUGCGCAACGACUACGCGGACAAGCUCUACAGCCAGGAUCGACGCAGCGACUACCUGCGGGACCACUACGACGACCGGGUUGGAGGCACUGACCUGCUCGGGGCACACAACUACCAGCGCGCUAGCGCACUCGAUCGCGGUAACGCACACGGACACCGCGAUGGCUACGCCCACAAUGACCACAGUGAUCAGCACUACGACACGCGUGCGUACGACACGUACGGCUACUACCAUCCGCAGCAGCAUCCAGCUACCAACAGCUACCACUAUACCGCCGAUCCGUACCGCCGACGCUCGGCAUACUACGAGCCUCGGCCGACCUUCACGACGGCGCCCAUUACGAUCUACGAGGAUCCGAGGGACUACGUGGCACCGUACGCGCCCUAUCCAGCCUACCCGUCGGUGCGCGAGGUGCGUGACGGCACGUCCGUGCUCAGUCGGGACGCUGACUACCAGCCGGCAACGUUCGAUGAACUCGGCCAGCGGCGCCGUCUGAUCUAUAAGCCCAGCCCCACACCGCUGCCGUACGAUGGCUUCCGGCACUACUGAGCACACGAAGCACUCGCUCCAAUGCCCCGUUGGACGUUUAAUUUAAUGAAGAGACCGCACGUAACGCGGCUCCGUAUCCGACAUCCUGUUACCUGCAGUCAAAAAAUAUAUACUAUCUCACCGUUUCGUAGUGAUUUGCGUUGGAACAGGAUGGCCGGAAGAAACUAAGUUAUUAAUCUAUUCAA
This is a messenger RNA of Anopheles coustani, 1268 nucleotides long. RefSeq lists its product as uncharacterized. The transcript is spliced from 2 exons. The record is from RefSeq and is a predicted model, not a curated record. The coding region runs from base 1 to 1083 and encodes 360 amino acids. Lineage: Eukaryota; Metazoa; Arthropoda; Insecta; Diptera; Culicidae.